Molecule: messenger RNA, 1979 nt
Organism: Lactuca virosa
Lineage: Eukaryota; Viridiplantae; Streptophyta; Magnoliopsida; Asterales; Asteraceae
Source: the annotation of a GenBank genome assembly
AUGGACUGGGAAACUUGGUGUAGUAAUCCAGUAAUGGCUUGCAUGUUGCAGUUUUUCGGUAAAAUCAAUUUGGGGUGGGGGUGGGGGAUUGUACAUGCCAGUCUCACAAUUUGGUUCUGGGUUUUGACGGAUUUGCCCUGGUGGAUGUACACCUGUUCAGUGUUGCUGUUGAGUGAAGUUGGUGAACGAUAUAAUCUUUUGGAUCGAGUUGGAAAAUCAUCUGGUUGUUUUUCUCCUUUGAGGUUUGACGAUUUUGCCCUUGCUGGUGCUAUGAGAAGACAUGAAGUCUUGAUACUAUUCAGAACGAUAUGUGAGUAUGCCGAAGAGAAAACCAUUCCCGCGAUACAAACAAUAGAAAUUAUGGGCGACAAGUACAUUGAAAAGAGAGCAGGGGUUCGUUGCAAUGAAAUAUUUCACAAUCUUCGUAUGGACUUGGUGGAACACAUUUACGGGAUUCAACACAUUAACCUCAAUUUUGAUCCGGAGGAUGACCCGAAUGACGAGUUCUCAGAGGACGACUUCAUAAAUUUAUCCACACACGCAUACCAAGGAGCUCUAAGAUCAUGCAGUGGAGGGAUCAGCAGUAGCUAUGCCAGAAGCAACAGCAUUAGUGCUGAUAUGCCGUUAAACAGCGAUGUUUUUGCAGUUCCUCCUGGUUAUAAUUCUCCUCAACAGGUUCACAUAACACAAGGGGAUCACGAAGGUAAAGGAGUAAUUAUUUCUUGGGUCACACCGGAUGAACCUGGUUCAAGUGAAGUGAUUUACUGGGCUGAGAAUAGUGAGCUAAAAAAACACGCAGUAGGAACCGUUGUCACCUACAAGUACUACAAUUACAGCUCACCGUACAUCCAUCACUGCGCCAUCAAGAACCUUGAAUACGACACCAAGUACUUUUACGAGGUCGGAAUUGGAAACACUAAACGACAAUUUUGGUUCACUACGCCACCUGAAGUGGGCCCCGAUGUGCCUUAUACUUUCGGUCUUAUUGGUGAUCUUGGUCAAACAUUUGACUCGAACCGGACUUUGACUCAUUAUGAGUCAAACCCGGCAAAAGGGAAAGCCGUGUUGUUUGUUGGAGACCUUUCUUAUGCGGAUGCAUACCCGUUGCAUGAUAAUAAUAGGUGGGAUUCAUGGGCAAGAUUUGUUGAAAGAUGUGUUGCUUACCAACCAUGGAUUUGGAGUGCCGGGAAUCAUGAAAUCGAUUUUCUUCCUGAAUAUGGUGAGACAGAGCCAUUCAAGCCUUACACACACCGGUAUUAUGUACCAUAUAAAUCAUCCGGGAGCACAUCUCCUCUUUGGUACUCAAUCAAGAGGGCUUCAGCAUACAUAAUUGUCAUGUCUUCUUAUUCAGCUUAUGGAAUGUACACACCACAGUAUAAGUGGCUCAUGAGUGAGCUACCAAAAGUGAACAGAAGUGAGACACCAUGGCUAAUUGUUGUUAUGCAUUGUCCAUUAUACAGUAGCUAUGUGCAUCAUUACAUGGAAGGUGAAACAAUGAGAGUGAUGUAUGAACAAUAUUUUGUUCAGUACAAGGUUGAUGUUGUGUUUUCGGGACACGUUCAUGCAUACGAACGAACUGGACGUGUAUCGAAUAUUGCUUACAACAUUGAAAACGGAUUGUGCACUCCUAGAAAUGAUGGAUUAGCCCCUGUUUACAUAACCAUCGGGGAUGGAGGAAACCAAGAAGGAUUACUCUAUGAAAUGGUUGAUCCACAACCAGGGUAUUCAGCAUAUAGGGAACCGAGUUAUGGGCAUGGGAUAUUUGAUAUCAAGAACAAGACUCAUGCAUAUUUUGCAUGGCAUCGUAAUCAAGAUGGAUAUGCUGUGGAAGGAGACUCUUUAUGGUUUGAGAAUCUAUACUGGAAAUCAUCACACGAUUCAUUGGCUACAUCAUUCUGAGUGGAACUUCAUGAUCAUAACUUUGAAAUCCACAAAUGAAUACGUUCAUACGAAUUGUCAUAUGAUGUUUGUAAUAAUGG